This is a messenger RNA of Ascochyta rabiei, 378 nucleotides long. RefSeq lists its product as uncharacterized. Bases 1 to 378 code for a protein of 125 amino acids. Lineage: Eukaryota; Fungi; Ascomycota; Dothideomycetes; Pleosporales; Didymellaceae. The transcript is spliced from 3 exons. The record is from RefSeq and is a predicted model, not a curated record.
AUGCGUUUCCAGCUAGUCCAUGUCCUUGCUGCCCUUGCAGUUGCCCUAAGCUUGGCCGCACCUACUGCUGAUCAAGGAAAGGGUUUAAUUAAUCUAGUUACUACUGAUCUCCAAUUAAAGGCUGGAGAGAACAGUCUAGAAGAUCAAGCUUCUAGCCUUGAUAGCAUUAACAAGCGUGGUAAUAAUUUUGAAUUUGUUUUCACCCGUUUAUUUGGAGGACUUGUACACGAGACUGGAGGAGUCUCUGUCUCUUUUCUCUACAAGGACAGAGUGGUUUUAAUGACUGUUUACAACCACCUAAGCCACCAGAUAUCAGCACAAGUUAAGGAUUACACUAAAGGCAUAGACGUUAUAGUCCUACCAGUACCCUCGCAUUAG